This is a messenger RNA of Trypanosoma cruzi, 335 nucleotides long. RefSeq names its product retrotransposon hot spot (RHS) protein, putative. The transcript has a single exon. The annotation marks the transcript as partial. The record is from RefSeq and is a predicted model, not a curated record. Lineage: Eukaryota; Euglenozoa; Kinetoplastea; Trypanosomatida; Trypanosomatidae.
CCACCCCAAAACCCAGCACUGUGAAGCAGUUCACUGAGUACCUAUCGUGGUUCUUUACGAAUUGGGAGGAAUUUGCUCAAGGUUUGUCGUGGGAUAUUAUUUAUGUACAACACGCAGACAGCAAGCCGAUGGAAAACUGGCAGAGAUGUGAUUACGUCAAUCCCAGAAGCCGUGAGGAAAAAAAAAUUGUGGCGUUCUGGGAUAAAAAGGUACGCCAGUACCAGUUCAUUUUGACGCCCGAAGACAUCGAAAAACUAAAUGCAAUUAAGGAGUCAACUACAGAUAAGAAACAAGAAGCAGCAGUGGGAAAUCAUCAGGAGGAAUUAGGGAGGUAA